Messenger RNA from Fusarium mangiferae, 315 nucleotides. RefSeq lists its product as uncharacterized. The record is from RefSeq and is a predicted model, not a curated record. The coding region runs from base 1 to 315 and encodes 104 amino acids. The transcript has a single exon. Lineage: Eukaryota; Fungi; Ascomycota; Sordariomycetes; Hypocreales; Nectriaceae.
AUGUCCGCCGAGCUCAAAGAAUACCUCGUCGUAAUCCCUGAUCAUCCUGACGUCCUGGCCAAGCGACAAGUCCUCCUAAAGCCUCACAACCAAGACGCAGCUCCCCUGGUCAAAGCCGGCCGCGUCCCCUUCUUCGGCAGCACCCUUGCUCAUCACAGCGCCGAGGGCCAACAAAUCGCCGAGAAUGGAACAGUUAUGAUCAUCAAGGCUGAGAGCGAGGAGGAGAUCAAGGAGAUCAUUCGGAAGGAUAUUUUUACAAUUGAGGGGGUUUGGGAUUUCGGAAAGUUAUCUAUUUGGCCUUUCAAAAGUAAAUAA